AUGUCCGAACCGCUGCCCCUGUCGUACGUGACCGCGCAAGAGAUGCGCUGCCUCCUGCACUGGCUGUCGGGCUGGGCCCCGGCGCAACGAGAGCAGUUCCUCCGCGACCUGGUGGACAAGGCCGUGCCGUGGAAGGUGCUCCCCCUGCUGGAAGGGCUGGCAGGGCUCAGCGUGGCACCCGGGAAGCCCCCCUCCAUCUUUGAGUGCCAGAUGAGGCUGUGGGACCAGUGGUUCCGCAGCUGGUCGGAGGCCGAGCGGAACGAAUUCGUCAGGCAGCUGGAGGAGGCCGUGCCGGAUCUGGCCUCCCGGUUUUACCAAGAGGUGGCGGCGACCGCUGGGCAGGCGUAA
Molecule: messenger RNA, 348 nt
Organism: Podarcis lilfordi (Lilford's wall lizard)
Lineage: Eukaryota; Metazoa; Chordata; Lepidosauria; Squamata; Lacertidae
Source: the annotation of a GenBank genome assembly